UUCCUGCUCUGAGACCAACAUUAACAAGAGUAGAAAGAGGGCAAUAAGAAGCCAAACUAAAUAUAAUAAACUGGGUGAGAAACUGAAUAAAGAAGCACUUUUAGUCUUCAGUGCAGUUUCAGUUAUUAUACUGUGGCUUUCUUAAGGAUAAGAGAAGUGAGUGGACUGAUAUCAGCUUAUCAGAAAGGGACAGAGGAGCAAAGAAACAAAAUUAAUUGAAAAGUGUAUGUGCACCAUUUUUGUGCUGCAAAUAUUUUAACACUCAGAUAUAAAUGCUUAACCUAAUAGCAGAAACAAGAAUCCAGUGACAGGUGAGAAAAACUGCACAGCUGCUACUGGUGUGGAAGUAACUAUUAUAAAGGAAUUCAGUCAGAGGAACUUAGAUCUUCAAGUGACAUACCCUCCUGCCACUCUGUGGGUUGAUCGGCUUCUCUGCCAAACAUGAUCAGGGACGAUUAUAUGGUUGAAUGCAAAAUUGAAACAGAAGAUGAGGACCCUAAGGCUGCCAAGAGUGAACUUCCAGAUUCUACACCAGUAGAGAUACCCCACAAUACAGACCCACGGGACCCCCGAGGUAUUAACCAACAUCUUAAGCUGGACUUCGCUGAUGUUCUGGCUGAGCCAUCCUCUUUUCAUAGCCUUGACAAGGUCUGGACAUGGAGUGACAUUUUGUUUGAAGCCACCAAGCUCUGGUGCUAUCGUAUCACCUCAGUCUUUUGUGCCAUUCCUGUUUCGAUUGUAACAGGUAUCCUUUUUGCCUUGGUGACCUGCUUGCAUAUCUGGUGCCUGGUCCCUUUUGUAAGGAUUUGCAUGGUGAUUGUACCUCCAAUACAAUAUUGUUGGGAAAACUUUUUGGACAACAUAAUUGCUCCCUGCAGUGACAGUAUGGGGCGCUGUGGCCACCGUGUCUACAUGACUAUCUUCAAGAAAUAGCUUUUACCAGUGCAAUAAAUGACAACAGAAACAUAGGUCCAUUGUGUACAGUGUUCUAUUGUCUGCUUUCACUGUCAAUGACAGAAGUCUCUUACUGCUAAGUUUAACCUUUUCUAGUUGCACAUGGAUGCCCUUCAAACUAGAAUAUUUAGCCAGGAGAUCCAGUGUUGUGGUCACCAGAUAUUGUAUUACCUUCUAUGACAACAGCAUUGGUUUACUAGUUCUUGGAAUACCUUACUCAUGGUUUUGCAUUUGUCUUAGUGGUAUAAGCUCAUGUCUCAGAAAAGGGUAUCAACAUUAUACAAGGUAAAAAAAAAGCUGAGAACAUAUUGGCCAUUCUGUGCCAAGGCUUGCAUAACUUCAAUAUAAUCAGGAAGAUGAUGUUAAAUGACAUUCUGACUUGCAGAUCUCUCAGCUGUCCCAGAAAUUAUGGGAUGCUCCUGAUGCUAGCUAAGAAUUUUGUUCUGUUUCUCCUAAAAUCUGUAUCUAUUUAUUUGUUUAUUUUGAGAAAAGGUGGUAGCUUACUGUCUACAAAUAGUGCCAUUCAUUAUAGUCAUGGGCUUAUUUUACUUCAGAACAUGUAUAUAAAUUAAAGUCCUCUUUUCUGUCAACUUUUGAAAUGAGAAGUACUGAUAUUUAAUAUCUGACCCUGAUUUUGGUGGGAGUUGUGUCUUCAAUUAUGAUUAUCUCUGUCCCUGACUCUGGAGAAAAGAAGUUGAUAACCAUUACCUCAUGGCAUUGCUGCAAGGAUCUCCAAGUGUAUAUUUAGAAAAUGUGUUAACUUCCAAUAUGGUUAAAUAACCGAAAUGCUUUUAGUGUCAUUACUUAUAGGAAAUGCGGAUAAACUUCAAAUAACCCACAAUCUGCUGAGCCUUAUUCCAUUAUUUGCAAGCACUCUAUCUGAUCAGGGAGGGUAGUGUCCAUGAAAUUAUCUGUUGUCUGCCUGGAGCAACUAAAGGCAUACUGACGUGGUUAUCAAUCAGGGAAGGACAUGUGGGUAAAAGGAUAAUAAAUAUGGAAAAUAAAGAUUUUAAAAAUGUCA
Messenger RNA from Protopterus annectens (West African lungfish), 1975 nucleotides. RefSeq names its product caveolin-2-like. Gene Ontology annotation, biological process: caveola assembly. The record is from RefSeq and is a predicted model, not a curated record. Gene Ontology annotation, cellular component: caveola. NCBI's taxonomy places the organism in Eukaryota, Metazoa, Chordata, Ceratodontiformes, Protopteridae. Bases 442 to 933 code for a protein of 163 amino acids. The transcript is spliced from 3 exons. Gene Ontology annotation, molecular function: molecular adaptor activity.